CCUUGUAGGCAAAAUUGAAAUAAACGUUUGAACCCUCUCUGCUGAUUGUUUGGGGACUCCUCAAUGAAGAUUGUUUUAAAGUGUGUUCAAAGUCCUGACUCAUUAACCGUUUUAAGAUGGGGGAUCAUGUUGAGGUACAGAUCACUCCAGAGACUCCAGGCAGGCCUUCCAUCAGAAACCCCUUUGAAAGUCCCAAUGACUACCACCACCUCCGUGAAGCCCUGGUGCCAAGUCCAUCUGUCUUCAAGUCUAAGGCUUGCAAAUCUACUCCUCCCAAGUUCAACUGGUCUAUUGAUGAAAUGGCCAGUCUUCAUCCAGUACACAUAGACCCAGAGGAAAUCCAGCGACAAUCUUUUUACCUCAGCCAGACAAGAAUGGAUUCUGACAUUGAGGAGAAGCGUCAGAAUGCUAUUGAGCAGUUUUUCACCAAAGGAGCCAUCGUGCCUUCCCCCUGGGCAGCACCAGACACCCGUAAAGGCCCUCAGAUCUAUAUGAAAAGUUGUAUGUCUGCAAUGAUUGCAGAGGAGCCAGAAAAAAUCUCAGUUGCUUGUCAGACAACUCUGUCGUUACCUUUGGCUUUUGAUUUGGAGAAAGUACUAGGGGAUUAUUACCGCCAUGAGGAAGUGUGUGAUGCUGUGCAGGAGAGUCUCAGUUCCUCCUCCUUAAGACGAAAACUCUUCCUCGAUGGCCAGGGCAGUUACAGCGGCUCUGACAGCUCCAGUCCACCAAGCCCAGAGAGAAGUCAUCUUUGCAAGGAGAGGCCUUCUCUUAACAUGGUACAAGGCACUGUAGGAGAGGUUGAUGCUGUGUCACCUACCUUUUGCUCCCCUUUGUCCUGUGGCGUUUCAGCUCCGACUCCCUCUACGGGUCAGUUCUCGUCUAGUCCGAUCCAGCAUGGCUGCUUCCGGGACUGCAGCCUUGGCAGCAUCUCCAGUCCUCUCUUCCCUGACAGGUCGUCUCCUGCUGGCCUCGUCUCCCCCACAGUUUCUCCUAUUGUUGCACAUGCAGCACGCACACCCAUAGGCUCAGCUGAGAGAAAGCAGCCGAGCAAUUUGACGCCACACUGUGUUCCCCUGGAUGCUGUCACUUCCUGCAAUGAGAGCCCAUUUGUCGAAGGCUGCUCUCCGAUACGUAGCUGCUCUCCACACCAGCUCCACUGCCACAAUGAGCCACAGAGUAUUGCCAGACCCAAGCCACGGCCCAGAGUCCGUUGCUGGGCCUCCCCUCCCCUCAUCUCCCCGAUCCUCAACCCUAAGCUCCAAGACAAUCAGGAGGAUGAGGAAAAACUUCCCACGUUGUCGUCGUCGUCCUCCUCUUCCACUUCUCUUCCCCCUAUGGAGCUAGAUCCAUCUUCACCUAUGGCCCGUGACGCUCACCCUGUUGACACUGAGAGAGUUAGCCUGGAUCCUAUGGAACCUGUGAAAAUGGAGGAGGAAAAGGACACGGGGAUAGAAGGGGGGUUGGCGGACGAGGGGGAUGAAGAGGAGGAAGGUGGAGGGCCUUCAGAGCAGCUGACCAGCUCUCGCAUGGGCAAUGUGUCAGCAAUAGAAAGCUCACAGAUGUUUCUAUCUCUUCUGGCAGAGGGAAGCAGCAUACCCUACGAUUCCAGCAUGCAGGUGGACAGUGGGUACAACACUACCUCAGUAGGCACCACCAGUCUUAUAGAUGGCCUCAGCUCAGACUGUCAAAGCAGAGAGUCCUUCACUUCAAACCAGGCAGAAGAAGCCUUCCAAGUCACUCGACACACUAAAGUAAAGGUAUAUUAUCAUCACCACUGAGCCGUCUGGUUGAUGCAUUUAAAGGGAUGCCUCUUCCAGUGGAAACUGAAGAUGAUUAUUUUGCAAUCAAAAGGUGUACACUAUGUUUGAAGCAUUUAUCUUGAUUAAUUUUGUUAGUGUGAAUGGUGUCAACUGUUAAAUGAACUAUGAACAGAACUGAGGGGUUUCACAAGUGGUUAUUGGUUCUUUUAAGGUUUAAAGUUAAAAUUGCUUCAAUGGAAGCAAAUGCUCUUCCAUAGUAUGUUUUAUCACAGAAGGGAGAAGACUAAUCCAUGGCUGAUCUUAGUCCCUCUGUAACACACUGAAAAACUAUAAUUCUAAAUAAACAGUUUUGGACUCAGUAUACUGGUCCAAAAAAAACACAAAAAACACCAGUUCUGUAUCAGACGUGCACGGUAACCUCCUUGAAUGCUUUAUUGAUGCUAAUGCCUUCAUUUCAAUUUUAUGUGGUGCUGAUAUGAUUGACCUGAUCCUGACUUUCAGAUGACAGCAGAUUUGUACUGUAUUUAUGUUUUUAUCAUGAAGUUUUUAUGAGAGCUUUUUUCUUUUAUUAUGUGUAUGAAUGUUUCAAGUUCAGGUUACCCAUGAAUCUUCUUUGGAUUGUUGGGAUACUAUUUAUUGCUGAAUAAGGGACACUGAAUGCCACCAGCAAAUUAAAAGCUGACUGAGCCACGUG
This is a messenger RNA of Micropterus salmoides (largemouth bass), 2454 nucleotides long. It is a transcript of the gene bora, whose product is annotated as bora aurora kinase A activator. NCBI's taxonomy places the organism in Eukaryota, Metazoa, Chordata, Actinopteri, Centrarchiformes, Centrarchidae. Gene Ontology annotation, molecular function: protein kinase binding. The record is from RefSeq and is a predicted model, not a curated record. Gene Ontology annotation, biological process: regulation of mitotic nuclear division; activation of protein kinase activity; regulation of mitotic spindle organization. The transcript has 12 exons. Gene Ontology annotation, cellular component: cytoplasm; nucleus. The coding region runs from base 117 to 1778 and encodes 553 amino acids.